Pangasianodon hypophthalmus (striped catfish) is the source of this 1114-nucleotide messenger RNA. RefSeq names its product mitotic checkpoint serine/threonine-protein kinase BUB1-like. Bases 10 to 963 code for a protein of 317 amino acids. Lineage: Eukaryota; Metazoa; Chordata; Actinopteri; Siluriformes; Pangasiidae. Gene Ontology annotation, biological process: mitotic spindle assembly checkpoint signaling; protein phosphorylation; meiotic sister chromatid cohesion, centromeric. The transcript is spliced from 6 exons. The record is from RefSeq and is a predicted model, not a curated record. Gene Ontology annotation, molecular function: ATP binding; protein kinase activity.
CCUGUGUGAAUGGUGAUGGAUGGUGUGUGUGUGUGUGUGUGUGUGUGUGUGUGUGUUUCAGGGGAUGUGUGUGUGCGUGUGGACUGUGUUGUGGGUCAGGGAGCCUUCGCCACCGUUUAUCAGGCCACCGACCUCAACACCUCACACAAACUCAUCCUGAAGGUACAGAAGCCCGCGAACCCCUGGGAGUUUUACAUUAACGCUCAGCUGAACACGCGUGUGGAGCCGAGAGCUCGUCACCUGUACAACCAGCUGCACGCCGCUCACCUGUUCAGCAACGGCAGCGUGCUCCUGGGAGAGCUGCACAACUGCGGCACGCUGCUGAACGUGGUAAACCUGUAUAAGAGCCGCAGUGAGAAGGUGAUGCCUCAGCCUCUCGUGCUGUAUUUCACUGUGUGUAUCCUGGACAUGGUGGAGCGACUGCACGCCGCACGCAUCAUCCACGCCGACAUCAAACCCGACAACUUCCUGCUGGGAGAGAGGUUCCUGGAGAAUAAGGACGUCAGUGAGCAGAACCUGGAGCACGGUUUGGUUCUGAUAGAUUUUGGUCAGAGUGUGGAUAUGACUCUGUUCCCUGAUGGAGCUCAGUUCACCGCCCACUGCAUGACCUCUGGCUUCCAGUGCACAGAGAUGCUCAGCGGCCGACCCUGGACCUAUCAGACGGACUACUUCGGCGUGGCCGGCACUGUGUACUGCAUGCUGUUCGGCUCGUACAUGCAGGUGAGGAACGAUGGAGGAGUGUGGAAGACCAACGGAGUGUUUAAGAGGAACCCUCACAGUGAUCUGUGGCAGGAGUUCUUCCACGUGUUGUUAAACGUUCCUGAUUGCGUGUCCUUGCCGUGUUUGCGGGUUCUACGUGAGCGUCUGAGCGCCGCCCUGCAGGACAACUACAGCACCAAGCUGCUCGGCCUGAAGAACCGCCUCGUCGUGCAGAUCCUCGAGUCCAGAACCUCGCGCAGAUAGGGUUCUCCUGCACUGGACUUAUUUAACCGUUAGCAUAGAGUUUCUCUCCUGAGUCUGGAUCACAUCAUAUUCUUUUACAUUUUUACUUUUUUUUCAGUUGAAGCCGUAAAGAAAUGGAUUUUUUUCUUCAAUAAAAGAAAUAAAUCAUUAA